AUGGCAUACGGAUCCUACAACGAUGAUUCGAAGAGGAAAAGGAGCUACGUAAUCAUCUCCAUCUCCUCUGCUGUUCUGAUUUCUAUGAUUGUCGCCGUUACCGUCAGCGUCAAUAAGAACGAUAACGGAGGUAACGAAGAAAUCACGACUUCUGUUAAAGCCAUCAAGGAUGUUUGCGCGCCAACGGAUUACAAGAAGACUUGUGAAGAUACUCUAAGGAAAGACGCAAAGAACAUAUCUGAUCCUUUGGAGCUCGUGAAGACAGCGUUUAACGCAACGAUGAAACAGAUAAGUAACGUGGCGAAGAAGUCACAGACGAUGAUUGACCUACAAAAGGAUCCAAGGACAAAGAUGGCUUUAGAUCAAUGCAAGGAGCUAAUGGAUUACGCAAUCGUCGAGCUAACUAAAUCGUUUGAUGAAAUAGGGAGCUUCGAGCUUCACAAGAUGGACGAGGCCUUGAUCAAGCUAAAGAUUUGGCUCAGCGCGACGAUAAGCCACGAGCAAACAUGUCUUGACGGGUUUCAAGGGACACAAGGGAAUAAUAACGCAGGUGAGACGAUGAAGAAGGCAUUGAAAACAGCGGUCCAGUUAACGCAUAACGGGCUUGCAAUGGUCAGCGAGAUGUCGAAUUCCUUGGGACAAAUGCAGUUUCCUGAGCUGAAUAGUCGUCGUUUGCUUUCUCAAGAUCAGUUCCCUUCGUGGCUUGAUGUGCGUGCGCGUAGCCUCUUGAACGUUCCAUCGUCUGAGGCCAAACCAGAUAUGGUGGUGGCUCAGGACGGAAGCGGUCAGUACAAGACGAUCAACGAGGCUUUGCAAAAUGUCCCCAAGAAGAGGAACGCAACGUUCGUUGUUCACAUCAAGGAAGGAAUCUAUAAAGAAUAUGUCCAAGUGAAUAGAAGCAUGCCGGAUCUGGUUUUCAUCGGCGAUGGCCCUGACAAAACAGUUCUCUCCGGCGAUAAAAGUUUCAAGGACGGUAUUACAACCUACCGUACCGCCACCGUUGGAAUCAUUGGAGACCAUUUCAUUGCCAAGAACAUGGGGUUCGAGAACACGGCUGGGGCCAUAAAGCAUCAAGCAGUUGCGAUUAGGGUUUUAUCGGAUGAGUCUAUAUUCUACAACUGUAGAUUCGAUGGUUACCAAGACACUCUCUACGCACAUUCUCACCGUCAGUUUUACCGCGACUGUACUAUCUCCGGAACCAUAGAUUUUCUCUUUGGAGACGCAGCCGCGGUAUUCCAAAACUGUACCUUAUUGGUGAGGAAGCCACUACCAAACCAGGCAUGUCCCAUUACAGCACACGGACGUAAAGAUCCGCGAGAAUCCACAGGGUUUGUGCUUCAAGGGUGUAGAAUUGCUGGAGAAUCUGAUUACUUGGCGGUCAAGGAAACUAGCAAAGCUUAUCUUGGAAGGCCAUGGAAAGAGUAUUCAAAAACUAUCAUCAUGAACACUUUUAUCCCGGAUUUUGUUCCGGCCCAAGGAUGGCAGCCAUGGCAAGGUAAUUUUGGGCUUGACACGCUCUUCUACUCGGAGGUGCGGAACACUGGACCGGGUGCACCAGUCACGAACCGGGUUACUUGGCCAGGAAUCAAGAAGUUGAGUGAAGAAGAAGUUCUUGAAUUCACUCCAUCUCGGUACAUCCAAGGUGACGCUUGGAUUCCGGGUAAAGGUGUUCCGUACACCCCAGGUCUUUUCACCGGAAACGGUUCAGGAACUGAUACGGCUUCCUCCAAUUCCACAACUACCGGUCCAAGCGAACCAGGCUCGGCAAAUUUGACCGGUACUGUAGAUAAUACAGAAACUGGUUCCAGCUCUGGUAUAACAGGGUUUGGUUUGAUAGAUUCUCCAGCCGCUGCACCAGGAGCCUCCAUUAAACCCAAUGGUUUAGGGUCACCUUCAGCUUCUCCAUCAACAACUCCAUCAGCUUCACCUUCAGCUUCACCAUCGGCUUCUCCAUCAACAACUCCAUCAGCUUCACCAUCAGCUUCACCAUCAGCUUCACCAUCAACUUCACCUUCGACUUCUCCAUCGGCUUCAUCUUCAGUCUCACCUUCUGCUUCCCCUUCGCUUUCACCUUCGGCUUCUCCGAAAAGUUCUGUUAUGAGUGCGUCUAACUAG
This is a messenger RNA of Eutrema salsugineum, 2115 nucleotides long. Its product is annotated as putative pectinesterase/pectinesterase inhibitor 28. The coding region runs from base 1 to 2115 and encodes 704 amino acids. The record is from RefSeq and is a predicted model, not a curated record. Gene Ontology annotation, molecular function: pectinesterase inhibitor activity; pectinesterase activity. Gene Ontology annotation, biological process: cell wall modification. Lineage: Eukaryota; Viridiplantae; Streptophyta; Magnoliopsida; Brassicales; Brassicaceae. The transcript has 2 exons.